AUGGGGACCAUGCAGCUCGAUGAUAACUUAAAGCGGGAAUUAGAUGAUAGUGGAUGCGUUCAAGACGAACCAUUUGCAUUGAAACAUGAAGGUGAAAAUGGCAGGGUCGACAGUGUCCAACUCCUCGACUUAUCCGAUGAUGUCAUGCUUUACAUCUUGAAGCAUUGCUCUGCGCGGGACCUGAAAGCACUAGGAUUUUCAUGCUCGAGACUUGCACGUUUGGUCCUGGAGAAAUCGCUGUGGCGCAACGUGGAAGCGAGGACGCAUCCGAAUGGAAGGGCCCAUAUUCGUUGGCUGUUGGCGCACGGGCUUCACGCUGACACUACGCGUCUGAUGCUGGCCGGAUUUGCCAGGCAGGCCGCUGGAUGCCUUGGCCAUGUGAAUAGCAUCAGAGAGUCGGAGGCUAUGGAACUAGAAAACGAAAGUGAACAGCGGGCUGCAGCUAUGUUAAUGGAUCAGGCCAAUCCACUACCGUUUCCCGAUUUACCGGUUGGUGCCUGUCGUCGAAGACCCCAUCGUGCCCGAUUCCAUAUAAGUGCUAACCAGCUGCCAAGAUUCAGUGGUUCCCCAUGCUGGCCAGAAGAAGUAGGUGAUGAAGAGGAGGAAAUAAGGGCCGAGGAUGUGCAUAAGUCUGCUAACGGAGUCUGCUGCGGGCCACAGUUCACCCUGACCUCGACUCUCCUCUCGCAGCUUCAGGCCAAGUGUCCCAAUCUGACGUCACUCGCUUUGGAAUACUGCAAUAUAAACUGUAAAACGACGGGUGUCAAUCUGUUUCCACCGACUUUGAAGACACUCUCCCUCCGCGGAUCGAAAUGCUUCAACCUACCCAUGGACAAGUCUUUCCUGUUCAAAAUCCAGGACUACGUGCCUGAUCUUGAGACGGUGGAUGUAAGCGAAUGCGAGUGGUUGGAGCCGUCAUCGCUCCUGCCGUUAAGCAAGCUUCGGAUUCUGCGACAGUUGUUCGCGAACAACUGCUCUCGUCUGUCAGAAUUUGUGGCGUACGCUUCCCUCGCUUCCAGAUACGGCUUCAGGGAGCUCGUGGAGCUGGAGCUGUGCGGCUGCCCCGUGGCCGACUCCGAGGUGUCGGCGCUGGGCUGGCUGCCCGCGCUGCGCACGCUGCGCCUGGCCGCCGCCCCCUGCCCCUGUCCCUCACCCUCUCCCACCCCCUCCCCCUGCCUCUCAUCCAGCCCCACCGCCGAGCACUCCCACCACCGCACCGCCCCCGCCCCCACGCCUAAUGAUACUCUUGCCGCUUGGGAGCUGCAGGAGCCGGAAUAUUUCAAACACAAACUACAAGCGGAGACUGAGAUGGACUCCAAUCAUAACGAGAACCAAGAAGGCCAGUCGAAUAGUGACAGAACACAGAAAGGCACAAAAGGUGAAAUGAAAGAAGAUAGUGAUGUGGUAGGAAAGAAUUCCUUAAAGCGGAAACCGGCAGACGGUAGUGGGGAUAGCUCCGCAAUAAAUGGUAACGAACCGUCUACUUCCAAACGAAAGAGGUUUCCAGACAACGGAGAGGGGAGGAGCCAAUGGAUGAAUGACAUGGAUGAAUCGGAUGAUGAUUCGCACGGGAGGAGAGUUCAUAGGAAUUCGGUUCGUGUGACAGUUUUUAGGACGACAGUGACUCACGAACACGAGAACAAGCAAAACCAGAACGGAGAGGCUGAGAAUGCUAAAGAGAAUGAACAAAUGGAGAGUGAAGGUGAUGGAAACGACCAAAAUAAUGUCAAAGCGGAGGCAAAAGAAGAGAACGGAGAUCCAGAUGAAAAGUCUAAUGGAGAGGGUUAUUCGAAUGGUGAAAAUGCCGUUAAUAAUGAAGCUAGCACCUCUAAUGAGUCCAGAGAAGUUGCGAACCCCCCAGCACUCAGGGGAUACAUUUGCUUCCGUAGGCACAGAAAUCCAUUAUACCAUGAAAUGCCUGAACCCCAACCGCCACCGCAACAAGAAGAAGCCCCAGGGGAGCCGGUGCACCGAGUUCUAUACGUAAAUUUUGGACAGCCGAGUCAAAUUAUGUACAGCUAUCCGAGGUAUAUGAACUUUGUAUCCGAUAGAGUGAACGUCUUCAGUCCCACACCCACUCAUCUGGACUCGUCGUCCCUCGUUUCCGACUCUUCAGUGAGAAGGUUUGGCCGCGCCGAUGACGAGGAUAUCAAUUACGUACAUAUUGGACCCAACGGACCGAUUCAAGGAAACGGGGAGUCCUUUUCAAGACCGGAUCGCUCCAGUUUGCGAAUAUUGUCUAUGGUAGGGUACAGACAUAUCACAGAUAGGAGCUUGGUGCACUUGGCUACCGCUGCACCAUAUUUACAGUUUUUGGACUUCAGAGGAACAAGUGUUACUGCUCAGGGGGUAGCAAAUUUCAAAACGCUUAGGCCGGAUUGUGAGGUUAGGUUCGGUGAAAUUAAGGAUGAAUGA
Molecule: messenger RNA, 2415 nt
Organism: Parnassius apollo (apollo)
Lineage: Eukaryota; Metazoa; Arthropoda; Insecta; Lepidoptera; Papilionidae
Source: the annotation of a GenBank genome assembly